AGGAGGAAGAGGAGGAGGAAGAGGUGGAGAGCUCACUCUCUGAUGAACGAUCGCAUCGGCUGUUCACUGGCGCCGUGACGAUAAACAGUCAGCGGACAAGGAUGCUCUGUAGUCUGGUGCGCACACUUCUGUCUCCAGCUCUCCACAGUCACCAUGGAGGAGCCUAAUUAAAUGCACAGACUCGGUGUGCGUGUCUCUGCUGCUCCGGAUGGGGGGAGCCGAUGAUCUAUUUUAUUUUAUUUUAUUUUAGGAUUUGCAAGCAUUUCUCGCCCUGUUUGAAGCCCGAGCGGAGAGGACCGCGGCGGAUUUGCGAAGUCUUCAAUUAAAAAGAGGCAAAUUAUGCCAGCAGCAUCAGAGUCGCUCACCCUGGUGACGAGCCAGCUCAUCGGUCAGACCACUCUGCCCUUCACUCGCCUCUUCGUCUGCCCUGGCAGAUCCAUGCUACUGGAUGCUCCUCAAAGAGCCACGCCCACACCAUGAGCGCCAACGGGCCUGCCCCAGAACCAGCCCCAGAAGCCCCUCCCAUCUCAACCCCUGCCCCAGCAUCAGCCCCUACUCCGGCCCCAGCCCCGGCGCCACCCCCACCCGCCCCACCUGCCCCAACAUCCUCUACCAUACCGGUAGGUGCGUUGGCUCAGAAGAAGCGACAGCAGUAUGCCAAAAGCAAGAAGCAAGGCAGCAACGCCAACAGCAGGCCACCGAGGGCUCUUUUCUGCCUCAAACUCAACAACCCCUUACGCAGGGCCUGCAUCAGUGUGGUGGAGUGGAAGCCAUUUGACAUCUUUAUAUUAAUUGCCAUUUUUGCCAACUGUAUGGCCUUAGCUGUCUACGUCCCUUUUCCUGAAGACGAUUCCAACUCCACAAACCACGAUUUGGAAACAGUUGAAUAUGCCUUCCUCAUCAUUUUCACUAUUGAGACCUUUCUGAAGAUUAUCGCUUAUGGUUUGGUGAUGCACCAGAAUGCAUAUGUGAGAAAUGGCUGGAACAUGCUGGAUUUUGUCAUUGUGGUUAUCGGACUCUUCAGUGUUGUUUUGGAAUUUUUGACCAAAGAAGAUAAGGGAGAAGGUGACAGAGAGAGUAGCCAUCCGUCGACGCAUGGCCACGGGGGUAAACCCGGUGGAUUUGACGUUAAAGCCCUUCGAGCCUUCCGUGUGCUGCGACCCCUGCGGCUGGUCUCAGGAGUACCCAGUUUACAGGUGGUGUUGAACUCCAUCAUUAAAGCCAUGGUUCCUCUGCUGCACAUCGCCCUCCUUGUCUUGUUUGUCAUCAUCAUCUAUGCCAUUAUUGGCCUGGAGCUUUUCAUCGGUAAAAUGCAUGCAACCUGCUAUAUAGGCGGCACAGAUUUGGUAGCAGAGGAUGAUCCAGCUCCCUGUGCGAUCUCAGGGCACGGGCGCCAAUGCCCCAUCAACGGCACACAGUGCAGAGAAGGCUGGCACGGCCCCAACGGGGGCAUCACCAACUUCGACAACUUUCUGUUUGCCAUGCUGACGGUGUUUCAGUGCAUCACCAUGGAGGGCUGGACAGACGUGCUCUACUGGAUGAACGAUGCUAUGGGCUUUGAGCUUCCAUGGGUUUACUUUGUCAGUCUUGUGAUCUUCGGCUCCUUUUUCGUUCUUAACCUGGUUUUGGGUGUGUUGAGCGGAGAGUUCUCUAAGGAGAGAGAAAAAGCUAAAGCUCGAGGAGACUUCCAGAAGCUGCGUGAGAAGCAGCAGCUGGAGGAGGACCUGAAGGGCUACCUGGACUGGAUCACUCAGGCUGAAGAUAUUGACCCUGACAACGAGGAUGAGGCUGAGGAGGGGAGCAAGCGAAACCGGGUGACUCUGGCUGACCUCACCGAGAAGAAGAAAGGAAGGUUUGGGUGGUUCAGCCAGUCGUCCGACACUCAUGCGAGCGUUCCAGCCAGUGAAACAGAGUCUGUGAACACCGAGAAUCAGAACGGAGAGGAAGAAAAGACACCCUGCUGUGGACCUUUGUGUCAGAAAAUCUCAAAGUCAAAGUUCAGUCGGCGCUGGCGUCGCUGGAACAGGUUCUGCCGCAGGAAGUGCCGUUUGGCUGUGAAGUCAGUACCUUUUUACUGGCUGGUCAUCAUCCUGGUGUUCCUCAACACACUCACCAUCUCAUCGGAGCAUUACAACCAGCCUAUGUGGUUAACACAAGUUCAGGAUGUGGCGAACAAGGUGCUGCUGGCCCUCUUCACAUGUGAAAUGUUAGUGAAGAUGUACAGUCUGGGACUGCAGGCCUACUUUGUGUCCUUGUUCAACCGCUUUGACUGCUUUGUGGUGUGCGGAGGAAUCACCGAAACCAUUCUGGUCGAGCUGGAAAUCAUGUCUCCUCUUGGGAUUUCUGUGUUUCGCUGUGUCCGUCUCCUGAGGAUCUUUAAGGUCACGCGGCACUGGCAGUCUCUCAGUAACCUGGUGGCAUCUCUGCUCAACUCGAUGAAAUCAAUUGCUUCCCUGCUGCUGCUCCUCUUCCUCUUCAUCAUCAUCUUCUCCCUGCUGGGCAUGCAGGUGUUUGGUGGGAAGUUCAACUUUGACGAAACCCAGACGAAGAGAAGCACCUUUGACAACUUUCCCCAAGCCCUCCUCACUGUGUUUCAGAUCCUGACUGGAGAAGACUGGAACGCUGUCAUGUAUGAUGGGAUCCAGGCGUACGGAGGCCCCUCCUCCACCGGGAUGGUCGUGUGUUUUUACUUCAUCAUUCUCUUCAUAUGCGGAAACUAUAUCCUCCUGAAUGUCUUCUUGGCUAUCGCUGUGGACAACCUGGCAGAUGCAGAAUCACUCAACACAGAUGAAGGAGACAAAAAAGAGGACAAAAAGGAUGAUGACAAAGAUGAAAAGGAAGAAGAAGAAGAGGACAAUGAUGACAAUGGAGGAGAUGAAGAAGACCCAGAGGUUCCAUCAGGUCCUCGGCCGGCCAUCGCUGACCUGGUAAAGAAGGAAAAGAUCAUUCCGAUCCCAGAGGGAAGUGCCUUCUUCAUCUUCAGUAACACAAACCCGGUGCGAGUGUUUUGUCACCAACUCAUCAACCACCACAUAUUCACCAACCUCAUCCUGGUGUUCAUCAUGCUCAGCUCGGUGUCGCUCGCUGCCGAAGACCCGAUCCGGAACUUCUCCGCCCGCAACAUUAUACUUGGUUACUUUGACUAUGCUUUCACCGCUAUCUUUACUGUUGAGAUCGUGUUGAAGGUCCUAGGCUAUGCAGAUUAUGUCUUCACUAGUAUGUUUACAUUUGAGAUCGUAUUGAAGAUGACAACAUAUGGAGCUUUUCUCCAUAAGGGAGCAUUCUGCAGGAAUUACUUUAACCUCCUGGAUCUCUUGGUGGUCGGGGUUUCUCUUGUCUCUUUCGGCAUUCAGUCUUCGGCCAUCUCUGUGGUGAAGAUUCUCCGAGUUCUUCGAGUGCUUCGACCCCUGAGGGCCAUCAAUAGAGCCAAGGGCCUUAAACAUGUUGUUCAGUGUGUCUUUGUGGCAAUCAGAACUAUUGGCAACAUCAUGAUUGUUACCACUCUACUUCAGUUUAUGUUCGCUUGUAUAGGUGUCCAGCUAUUUAAGGGAAAGUUUUACCGCUGCACAGAUGAGGCCAAGUCCAGUCCAGUAGAAUGCAAAGGCACAUACAUCCUGUAUAAGGAUGGAGAUGUUAACCAGCCGACGAUCCACAGGCGGGUGUGGCACAACAGCGACUUCAACUUUGACAAUGUCCUUAUGGCCAUGAUGGCCCUCUUUACUGUUUCCACGUUUGAAGGCUGGCCGGCGUUGCUGUACAAAGCCAUCGACUCCAACAGGGAGAAUCUGGGACCCAUUUACAACUACCGUGUGGAAAUUUCCAUCUUCUUCAUCAUCUACAUCAUUAUCAUUGCUUUCUUUAUGAUGAACAUCUUUGUGGGUUUUGUCAUCGUCACAUUUCAAGAACAAGGAGAGAAGGAGUAUAAAAACUGUGAACUUGACAAGAACCAGCGUCAGUGCGUGGAGUAUGCUCUAAAGGCCCGUCCCCUGAGGAGAUAUAUUCCCAAGAACCCAUACCAGUACAAGUUUUGGUAUGUGGUGAACUCCACUGGCUUUGAGUACAUCAUGUUUGUGCUCAUCAUGCUCAACACGCUCUGCUUGGCUGUCCAGCACUAUGGCCAAUCAGCACUUUUUAAUUAUGUAAUGGACAUUCUCAAUAUGGUUUUCACUGCUGUUUUCACUGUGGAAAUGGUUCUCAAGCUCAUCGCAUUCAAACCGAGGCACUAUUUUGCUGAUGCUUGGAACACUUUUGAUGCCUUAAUUGUUGUUGGUAGCGUCGUCGAUAUUGCUAUCACUGAAGUGAACAAACUUGUAGAGCCAACGGAGACUCCUCAGGUGGAUGAGAUGGGGAACACGGAGGACAGUGCUCGUAUCUCCAUCACUUUCUUUCGCCUGUUUCGAGUUAUGCGGUUGGUCAAACUCCUCAGCAGAGGAGAGGGUAUCCGCACAUUGCUGUGGACUUUCAUUAAGUCCUUCCAGGCUUUGCCAUAUGUUGCUCUACUGAUAGCCAUGUUGUUUUUCAUCUAUGCUGUCAUCGGCAUGCAGGUUUUUGGAAAGAUUGCCAUGGUCGAUGGAACACAAAUUAACAGAAACAACAACUUCCAGACCUUCCCCCAGGCUGUGCUCCUUCUUUUUAGGUGUGCCACAGGUGAGGCAUGGCAGGAGAUAAUGUUGGCCUGUAUGCCCGGGAAACUGUGUGACCCAGAGUCUGACUACAACCCCGGGGAGGAGAUGACUUGUGGCAGUGGAUUUGCAAUAAUUUAUUUCAUUACCUUCUACAUGCUCUGUGCUUUCUUGAUCAUCAAUUUGUUUGUGGCCGUCAUUAUGGACAACUUUGACUAUUUGACACGAGAUUGGUCAAUUCUUGGUCCUCACCACCUUGAUGAAUUUAAGAGGAUUUGGUCAGAGUAUGAUCCUGAGGCAAAAGGAAGGAUCAAACAUCUAGAUGUGGUGACUUUGCUUCGUCGUAUCCAGCCCCCUCUUGGUUUUGGUAAACUGUGUCCUCACAGAGUAGCAUGCAAGCGGUUGGUGGCCAUGAACAUGCCUCUCAACAGCGAUGGGACGGUCAUGUUUAAUGCUACACUGUUUGCCCUGGUGCGCACAGCUCUGAAAAUAAAAACUGAAGGUAACCUGGAACAGGCCAAUGAAGAGCUGCGGGCCGUCAUCAAGAAAAUCUGGAAGAGAACUAGCAUGAAGCUGCUGGACCAAGUGGUGCCUCCUGCUGGUGAUGAUGAGGUAACCGUGGGGAAGUUCUAUGCCACCUUCCUGAUACAGGACUACUUUAGGAAAUUCAAGAAACGUAAAGAGGAAGGCCUGGUGACUGCACACCCUUCCCAGAACAACACAGCCAUUGCCCUGCAGGCUGGCCUUCGCACGCUGCAUGAUAUUGGGCCUGAAAUUCGCCGAGCGAUAUCAUGUGACCUGCAGGAUGACGAGCUAGUUGACUUUAUUCCAGAGGAAGACGAGGAAAUUUAUAGGCGUAACGGCGGCCUCUUCGGCAACCACCUAAUGAACGGCGGCCAUCGGCGAGCAAACGGCCAUCAAACCAACACCACACAGCGCCCCCUGCAGGUGCAGCCCCCGCCUCAUUAUGCUCACAUGGAGCAGCCAGUGGGGCGUCUUUCUCGAGCUAAUGCAAUGGCUCACCCCAACCACCAUCAUCACCAUCACCACCAUCAUCACCGCCACCACAACUCCUAUGGCAAAUCUCCUAAAUCCACCAACAUCAACUUGAACAACGCCAACAUGUCCAGUCUGCCCAAUGGAGGACACCAUAUCUACUACGAACGCGCUCCUCCAAACGGAUACCCAGGUUUACGCACCUCCUACUACGACUAUAACAAGCCACGGACGCCCCAGGGUCAAAGAAGGCGCUACUAUGAGACGUAUGUUAGGUCCCAGAGAGGAGACGGCCAUCACCCCAUCAUCCGCAGGGAAGAGGAGAUUGAUGAGGAUCGCUUCUCUGGGGAAUAUUACAGCGGAGAGGAGUUUUACGAGGAGGACAGCAUGUUGUCAGGGGACAGAUAUCAGACCAGUGACACGGAGUAUGAAACUCCGAAAGGCUACCAUCACCCUGACAGUUACUAUGACGAUGAUGAGCAGCCUCUCUACCGGGACUCACGGAGGUCACCAAAGAGAAGACUGCUUCCUGCCACACCUCAAGGUCACAGAAGGCCUUCCUUUAACUUUGAGUGUUUGCGCAGACAAAGUAGCCAGGAUGAGCUUCCACAUCAGCGUACUGCUCUACCACUGCACCUUAUGCAGCAUCAGGUAAUGGCUGUAGCAGGCCUGGACUCCAGCAGAGUCCACUGCCUCUCCCCCACCCGCUCCACUCGCUCCUGGGCCACCCCUCCCGCCACCCCAGCCAGUAAAGACCAGUCGCCAUACUACACCCCCCUCAUCCGCGUGGACGGUCCACACAGGGAGAGCAUCUCUGGCAGCCACGUGUCUGUGCGCAAGAGCUCCUGGUACACAGACGAUCCAGAGUAUUCCCAAAGGACGUAUUCGCCCAUCCACCUGCAGGUUCCCCCGGAGUACCACCACCAGUACCACCAGAAGAGAGGCAGCGCCACCAGCCUUGUAGAAGCGGUUUUGAUAUCAGAGGGUCUCGGGAGAUACGCCAAGGAUCCCAAGUUUGUUGCUGCCACAAAGCACGAGAUAGCAGAUGCAUGUGAGAUGACAAUAGACGAGAUGGAGAGUGCAGCCAGCCACCUGCUGAGCGAAGGGAUCGCUCCCGGCAUCAACGGGGUCAACGUGUUCCCCCUUCUGGCCCCCAGGGAUUAUGAGCUGCCGGACACCGGAGCCAGUUACAGUGACGAGGAGCCAGAGACCGAACCCAGAGCUCCUUACGAGGAGGACCUGGCAGAUGAGAUGAUCUGCAUUACGACUUUAUAGCAUUAGCUGGAGGGAUCUGCAGAUCUGACUGGGUACAAUCUAGAACAUUUAAAUAAAAAAUUAAAAUUUUAAAAAAGAAAUGCAUCUGUUGGCUCCGACCAAAAGUAGUGCCUUUUACACAGAGCAGAAAAAAAGGCAUACGGGAGGAAGAAGCGCCAUAGAAGUCCUGAACGUUUAAAUCUCCUCCUGCCAGCAGAGGAGGUGAGAGACUGAAACUCUCUGAGGAAGAUCUUCACCUGGAGGGAAAACAGCCUGCAGCCGACUGGAGGCCAGGCCACUGACGCCAGGGAGAGAGAGAGAGAGACGCUCUGCAGGGCGGGUCUCUACGGGUGAUGACAAUCAGAUGUAUGAUGUCAUUACCUCAGUCACUUUAUUAAGGUUCGGCAUAUCAUGCAAGUUUUCAAUGCAAGCAUAGUGAGUCAUAUCUAGAGAUGUAGUCUUAAGAGGAAAAUCAGAGCCUGAUCCGUUUGUUGUUUGAGGCGGGUUGUCUAAGGGUCGCUGGAGCUAAUCGAAAAUGUCGAGUCGUAACAGAUUAUGCAGGAAUUAACUGUCCUACUUUUAGCAUCAUUCAGCUUUAGUUGUGUGUGUUUAAAGAAACAAAAGCAUUUGGAGUAAAUGCACUAGCAGGCAGGUUAUUUUAAACAUUUAAGAAUAGCCUGGUUAAUACUUCUUAGUUGAUAUGCUGUAAAUUGUAUAAUAUAACAAGAGAAACUUUGUAAAGAGAUAACUCUAUAUUUUGUAAUUAUGUAUCAUUUAAAAGAUCAGCAAUAUGAACCCUUGUGACUCCUGUUAUUCUAUAAAAGGAAACUUGCAUUAUUUUAAUGAGGUACUAUGAUAUUUAAACGCCUUUUGUUUUUUGCUAAUAUGCACACUUUAUUUUGCCUAUAAAACAUUUUUUAGACGCUCUACUAUGGUUACACACCUGCACAAUAUAUUCAAAUGACUUCCUAAAAUGGGGUGAACAUAUGUUGGUUUUUGCAAAGCGGAGCAUUUUCUGCAGUCGAAGUGACGCGGCUGUCUGAGGAGUACUUUUGUUUGGAUAUUUUGUGUCGUGUGUACAUGAAUUUAAAUGCAUCCAUGCAUAAACAUUGCUGCUUUUUUUGUUGGUUUUCGAAUCAAACUUUAGUUUGUCAGCCCCUGAUGAAAUGCCUUUUUUGCUGCUGAAAGAACUAAAACUUGGAUAAAUUGAUAUUUGUGCGGCUCAUGCUGGGCUUGGUAUAAAACUCCCCGCUCCACAGGGACUUCUCUGCCUUUAUGUACCGUGUUUUGCAAAAAAUUUUAUGCCCUUUGAAUGUUUUCACAUUUGGACACAUUUCAAUCAAUGACCUCCAUGUUUUAAUUUUUUUUUUUUUUUUUUUUAUGUGAUAGACCAAAACAGCUUGGUUCAUAG
Xiphophorus maculatus (southern platyfish) is the source of this 8283-nucleotide messenger RNA. It is a transcript of the gene cacna1da, whose product is annotated as voltage-dependent L-type calcium channel subunit alpha-1D-like. NCBI's taxonomy places the organism in Eukaryota, Metazoa, Chordata, Actinopteri, Cyprinodontiformes, Poeciliidae. The record is from RefSeq and is a predicted model, not a curated record. Bases 477 to 6893 code for a protein of 2138 amino acids. Gene Ontology annotation, cellular component: voltage-gated calcium channel complex; membrane. Gene Ontology annotation, biological process: calcium ion import across plasma membrane. The transcript has 50 exons. Gene Ontology annotation, molecular function: high voltage-gated calcium channel activity.